AUGUCUCUCACAAACAAAGAAAACCAUGGCACUCAAAAUAAGAAUGGCGCUUCGAUCAACAACAAUGCUUCGGUGGCGUGCAGCUUCUCCUUUUACGACUAUGGCUCGUGGGCUGUUGUCACCGGCACCACUGACGGCAUCAGGAAAGCCCUGGUCUUCGAGCUCACCUCCAAGGGCCUCAACCUUGGGCUCAUUAGCUGGAACCCCAGCAAACUCGAAGCCACCUCGAGUGAGCUGAGGGAUAGAUUCGGAGCAACCACCGAGGUCCAUCACAUAGUCAAGACUGGGGUCGCGGACCUCAUGAAGCUGAGCGGAGAGGAGAUAGCGGCAGCCAUUGCGAGAGCCACGGAAGGGAUCGACGUCGGGUUGCUCGUCAACAACGCGGGGUUGGCUUAUCCGUACCCGAGGUGCUUUCACGAGGUGGAUCGAGAGUUGAUGGAGAGCAUGUUGAGAGUGAACGUCAACGCAGCGUUGUGGGCGACGAAGGGAGUGAUCGAUGGAACGUUGAAGAGGAAGAGAGGAGCGAUCUUGAACAGUGGUUCUGGUUCCUCCGUGUGUAUCCCUUCGUUUCCUCUUCUGACCUUGUAUGCCUCCACCAAAGCUUUUAUGGCAAUGUUCUCGAGGAGCAUCGACCUUGAGUACAAGGAGGCGGGGAUUGAUAUUCAAUGUCAAGUCCCCCCUUUCAUAGCUACAAAGAUGAUCAUGUUGAGGAGGCGCCUGAUGCUCGUGCCGUCUCCCGAGAUGUUCAGCAGAGCGAGCGUGCGGUGGAUCGGGUAUGAGCGCCAGUGCAACCCUUACUGGUUACAUGCAGUGCAAGGGUUUGUGAUACGUGCCACAGAUGCGUUCACCAUUUGGUACGGUCAGCGCUACCUGAAAUGGAUGAGACAAGAGGGGCUUGAGCACGAUGGCCUUCUUUAG
Messenger RNA from Eucalyptus grandis, 918 nucleotides. RefSeq names its product very-long-chain 3-oxoacyl-CoA reductase 1-like. The transcript is spliced from 6 exons. Gene Ontology annotation, molecular function: ketoreductase activity. Bases 1 to 918 code for a protein of 305 amino acids. Gene Ontology annotation, cellular component: endoplasmic reticulum. NCBI's taxonomy places the organism in Eukaryota, Viridiplantae, Streptophyta, Magnoliopsida, Myrtales, Myrtaceae. The record is from RefSeq and is a predicted model, not a curated record.